UCCCAGAGAGAGCCCCGGACUGAGGGGAAGCAUGGACCGAUGGAGCAGAAUGCCUCGCUGGGGACUCCUGCUGGUGCUCUGGGGCUCCUGCACCCUCGGUCUCCCCACAGACACCAACGCCUUCAGACGGGCCAGGAUCUUCCUCAAGAAAAUGCCCUCAGUCCGGGAAAGCCUGAAGGAGCGAGGGGUGGAUGUGGCCAGGCUGAGUGCAGAGUGGAGCCGGUUCCCGGGGAGGGUCUCCUUCGGCAACAGCUCGUCCCCCGUGGUCCUCACCAACUACCUGGACACCCAGUACUACGGCGAGAUUGGCAUUGGCACCCCACCCCAGACCUUCAAAGUCAUCUUUGACACGGGUUCGGCCAACCUCUGGGUGCCCUCCACCAAGUGCAGCCCUCUCUACACUGCUUGUGAGAUUCACAGCCUCUACGACUCCUCGGAAUCCUCCAGCUACAUGGAGAACGGGACGGAAUUCACCAUCCACUAUGGAUCAGGGAAGGUCAAAGGAUUUCUCAGCCAGGACGUUGUAACUGUGGGCGGACUCACGGUGACACAGACAUUUGGAGAAGUCACGGAGCUGCCUCUGAUACCCUUCAUGCUGGCCAAGUUUGAUGGGGUUCUGGGCAUGGGCUUCCCUGCUCAGGCCGUCGGCGGGGUCACCCCUGUCUUUGACCACAUCCUGUCCCAAGGGGUGCUAAAAGAGGACGUCUUCUCUGUCUACUACAGCAGGAAUUCCCACUUCCUGGGGGGAGAGAUCGUGCUGGGAGGCAGCGACCCCCAGUACUACCAAGGGAAUUUCCACUACGUGAGCAUCAGCAAGACUGGCUCUUGGCAGAUCAAAAUGAAGGGGGUGUCUGUGAGGUCGGCCACCCUGCUCUGCCAGGAGGGCUGUACGGCAGCAGUGGACACAGGCGCAUCCUACAUCUCGGGUCCCACCGGGUCCCUGCGGCUGCUCAUGGAGGCGCUGGGGGCCCAGGAGCUGAGCACGGAUGAGUAUGUCGUGAACUGUCACCAGGUGCCCACACUCCCCGACAUCUCCUUCCACCUGGGAGGCAGAGCCUACACGCUCACCAGUGCGGACUAUGUACUACAGGACCCCUACAGUAAGGAUGAUCUGUGCACACUGGCCCUCCACGGCCUGGACAUCCCACCCCCCACUGGGCCCAUCUGGGUCCUGGGCGCCAGCUUCAUCCGCAAGUUCUAUACAGAGUUUGAUCGGCAUAACAAUCGCAUUGGCUUCGCCUUGGCCCGCUGAGGCCCUCUGCUGCCCAGGCGGGCCCUGUCCUCGGCCCUAGCCUAGAUCAGGAGCACCCUCUGGGAUCCCCUUCUGCCUGGACUUAUGCCCCCACACGGGGACACUGGGUGUGGGGCUCCUGCUGGACGCUUGCCCUGCCCCCUGCACCAGUCCUUCCCUGCUUUGAGGACAAUCAGAAUAAAGACUUCAUGUUCACA
Lemur catta (Ring-tailed lemur) is the source of this 1449-nucleotide messenger RNA. It is a transcript of the gene REN, whose product is annotated as renin. The record is from RefSeq and is a predicted model, not a curated record. Gene Ontology annotation, biological process: angiotensin maturation. Bases 32 to 1252 code for a protein of 406 amino acids. Lineage: Eukaryota; Metazoa; Chordata; Mammalia; Primates; Lemuridae. The transcript has 9 exons. Gene Ontology annotation, molecular function: aspartic-type endopeptidase activity.